GGUAGAUACUGCCCAUGUGGGCAGCGCUUCCCUGGACACGCCCCCUCAUCGUCCUGCCUAUGGCGAUAGGAACGCUUAUAAAGGAGAAAAGAAGCGGGCAGCCUCAGUUCCCUGCCACUUCAGCUCGAGAAACCAAACACUAAUCAGGUCUCCUUGUGGUGUCAGGAUGUUGAGAAGCGGCGUGAACUUUGUCUUGGGCCUGGCUUGGCUGUGGUGCCUUCUAGCGGAAGUGUCUGGCAAGGCACAGCUGCCGGCGAGUGGCCUCCGGUAUGCCCCGACAUCUGCUUCCCACGCAAGGCGACUCCCUCCUAACAUCCCUCAAGAUCCAACUGAGGCCUUUUAUGCCGGGCAAAGGAUGGCUGUGGCACCCUCCACCCUGCCACUGUACAUCAAGCUUCUCAACGGCCAGCAAGGCAGCAAACAGGCUGCCGAGCUACAGUUUGGAAACCACCACAACGCCAACAACGGAAACUACCCGAUUAGCCAGCCCGACCCAUUGCUGGCUGACCCCCUCAAUAGUCAAGGGCAGAACACAGUCGGACUCACACAGACUAUCUCCGCCUCUCCAGCCUUGGCAUCGCCCGCCGUCGACCUUGGUUCUGGAGAGCCAGUGGCCGUGGUCGCUCCGGAGCCAAGUCUUUCUUCAGCCCCUGUCACUAAUCCAUUUGUCGACGAGAGUAGGCCGGUUCUUUCUACGCCUCCUCUAUUCGCGGCUCCCGAAACAGCAGCUGCUCCUGCCCCUCUCGGAGGGGUGCCAGUGGCAGCUCACGUGUCGGGAGUGCCUCAAGAAACUAGUUUUGCAGCUGGGGCGUCUGAAGACCCAUUGGUUGUUGCCUCGAGCAUCCAAAAACCAUUGGCAGUAACGGGAAAUACUUUAAAUUCUUCUGAGGGGAAAGUUCAGUCCGGCCAAGCAAAUCCAGGGCUAUUCAGGCACAUGCCGGUAAUGUACAGACUACCAUCGCUUGGCGCAGGUCAGCAGGAUGGUCAUUACAUCAUUAUUAUGCCCGACCACAAGACAAAGUCCAUCAUCCCAGGUAGCAGCAGCGGCAAAGUGCGGGACGUCACGGUGUACCUCGCUACGGGCGUCCGUGCCCUCAGGCCUCACCAACACGACCAGCUGGGCAUCAACAUCCUGGCCGGCGCCACCGCGCCACACUGAUUCAAAGGGCUGGUUUCGACCCUGAUGCAACCACAGAAAUACGCCAUCUCUGCCGAUGCCUCCAACUGAUGCAUAGUUAACAGAUGAAGGGAGACAGAAUAUUCUACGUAUGUGAUAUCGAGGAUAUGUAUUUAUAAUCAAGGUGAGUUACAUUGUAAAAAGGUUAGAUGAAUAUUACACUCGUCUAAAGCUACUUUGUUAUCAUAGUGCGGGGCAUUAAGUCCACGACAAAAUAAAGUUGUUGGUUUCCUCUCUUUUGAGAACAAUUUUUGUUACUUUACUUUGCAAAUAAAUGUUAAGGAAAUACAAUAACUUUCAAUCACAUUAUUUCUUUACCCUUUACAAGGACUUACAUGCAUGCGCAGAUCAGGACAGCAAUCUCUAGAAGAUAACUUGUUGCUGCUGAAGGCCAUUACUAUAGGUCCCGCUACCGUGCAUAUACACGUGGAAAGGCUGCUGCAAGUUCAAAGGCUAGGGAACACAGUGUAGAUGCAGAAGCACAAUAUGACAUAGCAGAAAAUAAUGCCUAUGAGGAGCUAUUUUUUUUUACAUAAGGAAUUAACCCUUUCCCAAUCCAAACAUAAUACCCAUGACAUGCCUCUCAUCAAAACUGAAGCCACCAAUGAAGUCUCUUGGUAUUAGCCAGAUCAAGGACUCAACCAUGAUACACCUUCGACGUAGACUGGAAACUUGCCCGGCCAGGUGGUACCAAUCGACCAUAUUUUGGGUCUUGGCCCAAGGACUAACUCGGUGAACUGUCGAAGCAGUACUUUCCAUAGAGUUCAAAUUAUUAACUAGAGUGGGUCUGAGGCUGACUUCAGGAUACACGGCCUUGGUACCGCCACUGCUCCAAGCCAACGACUGCACACACGUGACACCACUCUUACUCGAUUUCCUGACACUACUAUUUGAUUUGAAGAAAAACUCAUCUUCCUGAGGAAAUUCUGCAUUGCAUUGGAGUAAAUUUGUCACUGUUAUGUAAACACAAAUCCACGUACACGGUACAGGAACAAAGCCUUUAUCAGUUUAUUCAUGAUAAGAGUGAGAGAGAUCACUGAAAGAAAUAGCAAGGAAUGUGGGUGUUACAAGACGUGUGCAGAAAUGAGCUAAAAAAAAAAAAAAAAAAAAAAAAAAAAAAAAAAAAAAAAAACGCGAACAUAGUGAGAUGGCAAGGAGGCAACGUUAGCGAUGCAACGUUGCCUCCAUGGCUUCAUGCUGUGAAGUAGACUUUAUUGAAGACUGGCCACCCAACUCUCCUCUGGACCCAACUGGAAAAAUCUGGUCCAUUAUAAUAGGCGUUUACAGAGGAAGGAGAGGAAGGACAUUUCGAGCAUUCCGAGGCUGGGAGCGACGAUCAGGGAGGAAUGGGAAAACAUUAACCCACCAGUACUCAGGAACCUUUCUGAAUCCCUUCCUCCACGCCUUGAAAAAUGUGUAUAAAGAGAAAUGGUAAACCCAUAGCUCAAUGGUUCCCAAACUGGGGAGCACGAGCUGGAUACAAGGGGGGCGUGAUUCCGUCUGCUAAAAAAUAAAUAAACACACACACACACACACACACACACACACACACACACACACACACACACACACACACACACACAUGAAUAAGUAACACUAAAUC
Eriocheir sinensis (Chinese mitten crab) is the source of this 2780-nucleotide messenger RNA. RefSeq lists its product as uncharacterized. The coding region runs from base 167 to 1159 and encodes 330 amino acids. The record is from RefSeq and is a predicted model, not a curated record. The transcript is spliced from 2 exons. Lineage: Eukaryota; Metazoa; Arthropoda; Malacostraca; Decapoda; Varunidae.